Molecule: messenger RNA, 912 nt
Organism: Ambispora gerdemannii
Lineage: Eukaryota; Fungi; Glomeromycota; Glomeromycetes; Archaeosporales; Ambisporaceae
Source: the annotation of a GenBank genome assembly
AUGGCUAGUUUAUUUCGAACUUGUAUUCUACGUUCUGCUAGGGCAGCAGCAACUUUUACAGGUCCACUGAAAAGUUCUUUUGGACAAGCGACCCCCAUAACAACAAGCUUUAAAAGCCUAAGCUUUAUCUCUUCUCCAUGCACGCGUCUAAUAUUAAAUAAUUAUACUCGUUCGUUUUCUACGACUAGCAUUCGUUCUUUGAGUAGAGUAUUGCUUCCACUCGGAAAUAAAACGCGAUUUAAAGUUGACCAGAAUCUGGCAGAACAACUGGCCUAUGAAAUAAAAACCGAAACCGAAAGCUCGUCGUAUACUCCUGAUACGCCUGACUUUAUAAAAGAAUUCUUGAACCGACAAACUUUUAAAAUUGAGGAUAAGGCAGGACACGAUGAGGUUGCUAUAACGCGAACUUUUGGAAAUGAAACACUUCGAUUACUUUUCUCAGUUUCUGAAGUCACAUCAUCCGAAUCUUCAAGUGAUUCGUUUUCUGACGAGGAUGACUAUGACAGCGACGGAGAUGAUUCUGUGAGUGAUGAAAAUGCAGAAGAUGAGGAUGAUGAUUUAUCCGAAGGCACUUUUCCCAUAAGAUGUGUUCUCACGCAAGCCAAAGGAGCAUUGGCUUUUGAGUUGACAUGUGAAGACGGGGUGUUUAUUAUUGACAGCAUCUCAUAUUACAAAGACGGAAAUUUGGCCAAUGAUUUAACAGUGGAAGGAGAUUGGCAAAGGAGAAGAUUGUACUUGGGUCCACGAUUCGAGAAUCUCGAUAAUGAGGUUCAAAUUUUAUUUGAACGAUACUUGGAAGAACGAGGAAUCGAUACUUCUCUCGCCCUAUUCAUCCCUAACUAUGUUGACUAUAAGGAACAAAAAGAAUAUCUUGGGUGGCUACAUAAUGUAAAGAAAUUUGUGGAAGCUUAA